Messenger RNA from Neoarius graeffei (lesser salmon catfish), 3219 nucleotides. Its product is annotated as deoxynucleoside triphosphate triphosphohydrolase SAMHD1-like. Gene Ontology annotation, biological process: regulation of innate immune response; defense response to virus; dGTP catabolic process. Gene Ontology annotation, molecular function: dGTPase activity. The record is from RefSeq and is a predicted model, not a curated record. The transcript is spliced from 18 exons. Gene Ontology annotation, cellular component: nucleus. Lineage: Eukaryota; Metazoa; Chordata; Actinopteri; Siluriformes; Ariidae. The coding region runs from base 60 to 1835 and encodes 591 amino acids.
AGUGUGUAAAGAGCUAAUCUCCUGAUACUGAUCUCCAGAAUCAGAAUUUCAGCACCACGAUGAGCCGAAAGCUCCGCACAGAGGACAGGACAGGCCCUGAAAGACCAAAAAAACGUCAGAAGAAAAUGAAAGACAGGAAAAAGCACGGAGACAACCAGGCCUCAGACAAUCAUCAGAAGGGCACCUCUUCUGAGCUUCCAACUGAAUACAAGAAUCAGAAUUUCAGCACCACGAUGAGCCAAAAGCACCACGCAGAGGAUAGGACAGGCCAUGAAGUACCAAAAAAACAUCAGAAGAAAAUAAAAGAUGGGAAAAAGCAAGGAGACAACCAGGCCUCAGACAAUCGUCAGAAGGGCACUUCUUCUAAGCUUCCAACUGAAUACAAGGUGUUUAAUGACCCAAUCCAUGGUCACAUUGAGCUCCACCCCCUGCUGGUGAAGAUCAUCGACACUCCUCAGUUCCAGAGACUACGAUACAUUAAACAGCUGGGAGGAGCAUACUUUGUGUUUCCUGGAGCUUCACACAACCGCUUUGAACACUCCAUAGGUGUUGCGCAUUUAGCAGGCUGUCUCCUUAAAUCUCUGAGGGACAAACAACCAGAACUAAAUAUCACUGAAAAAGACAUCCUGUGUGUUCAAAUCGCUGGCUUGUGCCAUGACUUGGGUCACGGCCCAUUUUCUCAUCUGUUUGACAACUUGUUUAUAGCAAAGGUCCGUCCUGAACGGAAAUGGAAGCAUGAGACUGCGUCAGUGCAGAUGUUUGACCACCUGGUGGAGAAGAAUAAUCUGCAGGCUGUGAUGAAGAAAUAUAACCUCCAUGUUGAGAAGAAUGAUGAUGACCUCAUAUUUAUCCAAGCACUAAUUGACUCCUCUGGCUCACAAGAUACAAAGUACAAACAUGAACGUAGAGAGGAUUUCUUGUAUGAGAUUGUGGCAAAUAAGAGAACCGGUAUUGAUGUGGAUAAAUGGGAUUAUUUCGCCAGAGACUCGUAUCACCUGGGCAUCCCGAACAGCUCAGACCACAACCGUUUCAUCAAAUUUGCCCGAGUGUGUGAGGUCGAGGGGAAGAAGUUCAUCUGUGCCAGAGACAAGGAAGUCCAUGAUUUAUAUGAGAUGUUUCACACAAGACACUGUCUACACCGCAAAGCCUAUCAGCACACUGUGACCAAAAUAAUCGAAGAAAUAGACUCAUCAGACCAGAGACUGGAGGACUCCACUAUGACUUCCAGCUGGAUAAUGGAAGCCUUGGAGAAGGCCAAUCCUCACAUUGAGAUCAAGGGAUCCUCCGGAAGGAUGUUCAAAAUAUCAGAGACCAUAGAUGACAUGGAGGCCUACACCAAGCUCACAGACCACAUUUUUGAGCAGAUUCUGUACUCCUCUGAUCCAAACCUGGCUGAAGCGCAGUCCAUCCUGGAGAACAUCAUUCACAGACGCUUGUAUAAGUUUGUGGGACAAACAAGACCUCAAAAAAAUCUUACAGGGUCAAAGGAAGACUUGGAAAAGAUACGCCAACAAUUGGCUGAGUCCAGACCUGAUGGCACUGAUGUUGAACUAAAGCAUGAAGAUUUCAUUGUCAAUGUAUUUGCUAUAGAUUAUGGCAUGAAGGACAAAAACCCCAUGGACAACGUCUAUUUCUACAGAAAGACUGACCCCACCGAAGCCAUUGAAAUCCCCAAAGAAGAGGUGUCCAUCCUGCUGCCUGAAACCUUUUCUGAGAAACGCAUCAGAGUUUAUUGUAAGCAACCAGAUAAACUGGAAGCUGCAAAGAAAUACUUUGAGCAGUGGUGUAAGAAGAAGAACUUGACACCACAGGGUUCUGGAGCCACAAAUAACUGAUGUAACUCAUGACUGAUUCUAAAGCCAAGGGGAGUGGAGGAGCUGGAGAAACCAGACAUCUGGGAAAAACAGCAUUGAAGCAUCAUCGCCCCCUGCUGGCAGAGCAAAUGGAUCUAUAUGUUAUUUAUCAAACAAUCCUCCUGUUAGGCAUUUAACCUGCUUACAAAGUGAUUUUUUUUUUUUUUUUUAAGGACAAACAACUGGUGUGUAUCCCAGAUUCUGAAAAAAACUUUGGUCACAUAUCAGUCAGAGGAUAUGAAAUCAUAUCGUAUCACAGCAGUGAUUCAGGGGUCAAAUCCCAAACUGAUCCUUUAAGAACAGAAAUCAUGUGGAAGCAUCUUUUGUUUUGUCCUUUUUCUGAGUUUAAUAGAUGAGCAUUAAAAAGCGUUUUUAUAUGUGUUAGUUUAUCCAGAUUAUAAACCAGAGUUUGGUGAAGGUUUGGGAGGUGUAUCUAAUCAGGGUUUGAAUAACUAAUCACUCUUAAACUAGGUAGCUAAGUAUUUAAUAAUCAUUAAAAUAUCUCAAGUUUUAUAUGAAGAAUCUGGCACUGAUUACACUUUUUAUUUGAUUUUUUGUUUGUUUGUGUGUCUGUGUGUGAUGGUGGAAUUUUGGGACAUUUUAAUCAGGACUUUUAAACUUAUCAUAGCAUUAUCUUAUUUUGGUUUUGUGUUUUAUCGUCAUGUCAAACUGCAGCUGCAUGAACUGGGUUCAUAUACAGUGGGGUCCUAAAGUCUGAGACCACACUGAAAUUACAUUGGUGUUUGUUUCAUGAAGAAGUGGAAGGGAUAAAUUUCAGCAAAUUUGCAAUAUGGUGAUACUGAAGGUUAGAUAUGCCUUGAGAUUUAUCCCUUCCACUGAAGAACAUGUUCAGAUGACACUCCCAUGAUUCUGAUCGAACAUAAAUCAUCAGGUUUUACACAAACUUUUGGACUCCAUGCCAGCUCAUGUGCAAACUGUCAUUAAAGUGAAAGGGAGAAGUACCAAACUGAAUAAAUUUCCCAAAACAAAAUUUUACUUUCACUCAGGUUAUUACUAAAAUUUGCAUUUAAACAUUUUGCAUUUGAACUUUUUUUUUUUUGCAAAUUUGUAAACCUUGGAAAAUAGAAGCAUUUUUUAUGAGACUUUUGGACUCCACUGUACAUGUAAAAUUACACAGACAUGCGUGAUGGUGAAUACACACACUUUCAUUACCUGUUAGCUGCAUUAACCUCGUAUCUCCACUGUGUUUAGGGUAAAGAGGAAACUUUAGUUAUAGUCAAAAUACUGCUUUACAAAAUUAAUUUUUCUUUGUUUUUUGUUUCCUUUCCACAUUUCACCUCCUCAUGUAACUUCAUUUAUUUUCCUGUACUGACUUUCUGACCUGUAAGACUUUUUAUUGGGUGUA